AUGUCGGAUGCACGGCCAGCUCCUCCGCCGCCGGAUGCGGCCAAGCUCCGCGAUACGGCCGAUGCGUCGCAGCCCGACCCAGCCCAGACAGAUGUCAAACCAGAGGUGACCUCUGGCCCCGCGGCGACCCAACAAGGGAUAGAAUCCGGCAUCAAGGCCGGGGUAGGAGCCGACACGGGGAAUAUCAGCCCUGCUUGGGCUGCGAGGGACGCUGUGGUGAAGCGAGAGGCGUGGGAGGAGAUCAAGCCGGAGACGCCCUCGACGGCGGCUGCAGAGGCCGACGACAUGGAGCUCGACCACGACGAGGACAAAACAGCAGCGCACGUCAAGGGCGAGCCGCCCAAGGACGAGGUCUUGGCCCCGCCGUCCUUUACGCCCUCGCCAUCACCGCCGCCGAGGUCUGGCUCGCCGGUGCGCCGCCACGAUGCGGGCCCGAACGGCUUGAAGGUCGAGGACCCUUCGUCCCCGCUUGCUCAUGUCAAGCAGGGCUCGUCUUCGCCAAAGCCGGGGCUCGGGGCGCUCGAUGAUCUGGACGACAGCAAGGACGACGGCCCGAUGAAGCGCUCCUCGUCGCACGCAUCCGCAUCGUCGUCGGCCGAUCGCAAGGUCAGGAAGAGCGCCUCUGCGAUGCCGCCGCAGCUCAUCACCCACCUGCCCCGGGCCGAAAGGGAGGCCAUGACGACCUUUGUCGAGCUGCCGUCCAACGACUACCACGACAAGAAGCUCGGCAGAACCCGCGGCCGCUUCCAGGAAGCCAUGGUGUGCGACUGCUCGUUUACGCCAGGCGUCGACGAUGAGUCGCUGGCCUGCUCGGCCUACUCGGACUGCAUCAACCGCGCCACCCAGAUCGAGUGCACGGCGUCGGACUGCAACUGCGGCGAGUACUGCCAGAAUCAGAGGUUCCAGCGCAGGCAGUAUGCAGACGUCGAGAUCGUCCUGACGGAGAACAAAGGCUUCGGCCUGCGCGCCGCUAGCGACCUGCCGACCGAGACGUUCAUCUACGAGUACGUGGGCGAGGUCAUGAACGAGCCGACGUUCCUGCAGCGGAUGCAGCAGUACCGGGUCGAGGGGAUCCGCCACUUUUACUUUAUGAUGCUGCAGAAGGGCGAGUACCUCGACGCGACCAAAAAGGGCGGCAAGGGGCGCUUCAUCAACCACAGCUGCAACCCCAACUGCUUUGUGGCGAAGUGGCAGGUGGGCAAGCACAUGCGGAUGGGCAUCUUUGCCAAGCGCGACAUUGCGCGCGGCGAGGAGCUGACGUUCGACUACAACGUCGACCGCUACGGCAACGACGCCCAGACGUGCUACUGCGGCGAGGCCAACUGCGUCGGCACGCUCGGCGGCAAGACGCAGACCGACAUUGGCGGCAUCGCUGACCUGUUUAUCCAGGCGCUCGGCAUCGAGGACCAGGUCGAGCAGAUGGAGGCGCGCGGCACCAAGAAGCGCAAGAGCAAGGAGCUCGACAAGGACUUUGUGCCCAUCCUGCGGCCGGUCAAGGAGGACGAGGUGUUCAAGGUCAUGACGGGCAUCCGCCAGGCCAACGCCAACCAGCAGAUCCUCCAGAAGCUGCUGACGCGCGUCGAGAUGACCGAGGACCCGAGCGUCCAGAAGCGCCUGGUCAAGCUGCACGGCUUCGACGCCAUGUACGGCGUCCUGGUCGACUGGCACGACGACCGCAACAUCAUCAUGCUCGCGCUCAGCAGCCUGGCGCGCUGGCCGCUCAUCGCCAAGAACAAGGUCGUCGACUCGGGCAUCGAGGGUCAGGUGAUUGUACUGCGCGACUUCUACCGCGAGCGGUCGGUCAAGAAGGAGGCCGCCGAAGCCGACCCCGACGUCGACGCCGGCGCUGUCGCUGCCGCCGGCAACGAAGGCAGCACCGAGGCCAAGGAAGACCUUGCCGUGUCCCGGCGGGCCGAGCAGCUGCUCGACGCGUGGAACAAGCUCGACAUGGGCUACCGCAUCGCGCGCCGCGAGGCCGACGACGCCGCCGCUGCCGACGCCGCGCGCGCCGACGCCGGCUUCGUCUCGUACAUUGACCGCCGCCGGAUGCAUGACCUCGAGGAGCCGCCAGUGACGCUCGAAGAGGCCCAAGCACCCAAUGCCGUUUCCGAGGAGCUGGGCAAGCCGAUGCCCGAUUGGAGCCGCAGCGAGGACGACCACGACGACCAAGACGAAGCGUCGGCGGCGGCGCGAGCGGGCGGCAACGAAAAGAGGCUGCGGCGCAUGAUUGGCGAGAUUGUCGUCAAGCAGAUGUCGAAGCACAAGGACGAGUUUGAGCGCGAGACGUUCAAGAAGUACGCAAAGGAGUUGACCAACGUGAUAGUCUCAAAGGAGAUGAAGAACCCCAAGUACUGGCCACCGCCGGGUGGAGGGACGCUCGAGGAGCUAUCGGGCGACAAGCGCACCAAGGUCAAGGCGUUUUGCGGCGAGUACAUUGCCAAGCUCCUCGCCAAAAAGGGGCGGGUCGCGGCGGGUGCGGGGCGGCAAUUGCCCUCGAGUGGCAAUGCGGGGGCGCCGUCGGGAUCGAAUCGAGCCACGCCGUCGAGUGCUACGCCCCGGUGA
This is a messenger RNA of Pseudozyma flocculosa PF-1, 2562 nucleotides long. RefSeq lists its product as uncharacterized. Gene Ontology annotation, cellular component: chromosome; chromatin; nucleus. The coding region runs from base 1 to 2562 and encodes 853 amino acids. The record is from RefSeq and is a predicted model, not a curated record. Lineage: Eukaryota; Fungi; Basidiomycota; Ustilaginomycetes; Ustilaginales; Ustilaginaceae. Gene Ontology annotation, molecular function: histone H3K36 methyltransferase activity; protein binding. Gene Ontology annotation, biological process: regulation of DNA-templated transcription. The transcript is spliced from 6 exons.